CAGUUUGCAGGGAGAUUUGUGCAUGGACUGAGCGUGAUCGCUUGCAAUGGAACUGUGCAAUACACGCGUGAAACGACUGUCUAAAUUACUCAAUUUAAGUAUUUUCGAGCAACGCGAUGAGCUUGAAGAGAAAUUGGAAAAUGGUUUCAACAUGGUUCAGAAUCGAACGAACGGUCUUUCGGAAAAGGAAUCAUACGAUGUUCUGUUACAGAUGGCUGGAGAAACAAAGGUAUUUGAGAGUAUCACAGGAGGUCUUUUAUAUGGAUUGCUAACAGAACCACAAAAUGCUCAAAAGUAUUUUUCUAUUAUGUCUCUAUUAGCGCGUGAUGGUUGGUUCUGCGCUUUGUGCAAUGUUAAUAUGAUAUUAUUUGAACUUUACCCGCGAAUGCGACCAGAAGUGCGCGAGCAGAUUGUAUACUUUUUCCGUGAAGCAAUCAAAUCAAAUGUGCCGAAAAUUGACAAUGUUCUGAUCAAUUACCUUCGUAAUGCUAAUGAAGGAAGUGAUUUGAAGGAAACCUGCGCCCUUUUAAGUGCUGUUGCUGGGAUGCUAAAUGACCACCAUGCUUGGUUGAGCGAAUUGAAACCGAAAGCUUCCCUUAUUCCAGUUACUCUGCUCACUUUUACGAGAUUCAUUUGUGACCUUAGCUCUUUCAACGCAUUUGAAUCCUUGCGCACCCAGAUGGUUAAUGUUUGUCACUGGUUGCUUACAGAACGAUUUGUAGACUGUGCGCAGUUAGGACGAGAUCUGAUCUUGGCAUUAAUGAGAGUUUCUAAAAUACCGCAAUUUACUAUUAUAUGGCGACAACUUCUCUAUAACCCAAACAAACUAGGACUUAAUAUUAGUGUUGAAGAAUUAAUGAGCCGCAUGUGUCCACAUACUUUUCCUCUCUACCGGAUAUCUGUAGCUAUGCAACGAAAACUUGAAUUCAUAUUUGCCAAAGUAAAACCUGGAACUCAUGAACGACACUUGGAUUGGUUCAAAAAACAGUACUUAUCAAAUCCGGAGGCUGGUAGUCUUCGUUCUGAAUUGGUUCGUUGUGCCAUAUUUCUUUCAUGCGGUGAAACGCCUCAAGUUGGCCAGGAGAUGAAGGCAGUUUUCAUUGCCUCAAUGUUUCCGCAAACAAGCAGUAUAAUGGAACAGCAGUGGUGCAAGCUGCAUCUUUUAUGGGACUGGUUUUGUUAUGAUCCUGCUACUGGAGGGCAUAUUCUCAUUGAACCUGCUUUCCAUGUCCUACGACAUCUUUUACAUGUUCAACCGUUACUUGCGAAUUCGCUUGUUGACUUUAUGAUAAGAAUGAGUUAUGAACUUCACCCACAACUGCAGCAACGAAUAACAACCUCAGUUACAAAUUCGUUCAAAUUUUUGAUUGAUCAUAAUAUUUUAGGAUCUCCUUCCGUGAUAUUCGAUAAUCCAGUGUUACAAAAGAAUGUGCGCGAAAAUUUCCGGGAUACAUUUCGAGGACUUUUCCGACCACUUCAAGCAAUACAGACACAUCUUUCUAGUGUAGGAAUCGAGCCUGGUGAGAUGCCGAUAUCAGAUGUGGAAAUCGCCCCAAGCGAAACUGGUUCAGCAAUUACGGAGGAUGUAGUUAGCAUGGAUUCAUCGCUAGUCGAAGACAGUGGAUCAGUUGAUGAAGAAUUUGGUUUAUCAUGUGAAGAAAAAGUAAUGACUCUCUUGGCCGCUGUUAAAGAAGAAUUUCGAGAACCGAUUGAAAAUUUAUCAAGUGUGAAAAAUUCAGAUAGCGAUAUGCGAUGUGAAAUGAUGCAAAAAUUGUUGUCUUCAAUUUUUGAUAAUGAUGAAUUACUAGAUGAAGAACAGAUUGAGUUGCUAUCGGAAUGUCUUCUGCUCAUUUUUAGGAAGGAUAUCCGAAAUAGAAAACCAUUGUCGGAAGGUUUUCUGGACACACCUGAAGUUCUGGAAGAGAUGUUCAAUCAGCCGCUCUAUGUCAUAUUUCGAAACCUCUGUCUGACACCGGAUAGUGAUGCUACGAGACAGCUGCUGCUAUCUCUAAUUGCUGAAAUGUGCGAAAAGUGCUCAUCUAUAUCAUAUUUGUUAUUAUUUUUCACGUCCUCAAAUCGUCGUGACCAGAAUGAUACGGCAGUUGCUGCCUAUACUGAUCUAUGUCGCCUGUUAGACAAUCCACUGAUCCAGCAAAUUGUCUCAGAUUUACAGCAAUGCCACAUCGAUGAUUAUGUACUGUUCGCACAUCUCAUUCCAUAUGUAUAUGAAAAAUUUGCCACGGAAGCAAUGGGUAGUGUCGAACUGAUGAAAUUACUAGCUCAUUCAUUGGACGGACGGCAGAUUGCUGAUCUUAUUGGUGAAAUGGUCCGGGAAAAUAUCUCUUUCUUUAGGAAAGACUCUUUUUUGCCUAUCGUCAGUGCUUCAUUAACAUGGGAAACAACCGCGCAGUUUAUUUUCUGGCAGCUAGUGCACGCAGAAGGUGUUCCCGUGGAUUGGAUUUUACAAGUGAUUUCCAAACUACAAUAUCCAAAGCAUUCGGAAGCAAUUGCACAAGUUUAUAUCAUGCUUCAAAGGAUGGAUCGCGAACCGAAUAUGGGUCUUAUACGAAAUCUUUUGUCACGUACACCAUCUGAUAUGUUUACUGUAAAUUGUCUGAAACUGCUGAUUAAGGAUCCAGAUUAUGCAGCUCGAGUAGCAGAAUUGCUGUCUAAUCUCAUUGACAAAUUGAUUCAGUCCGGUGAUCUUCUUCCAAUUCAUUCAAAAGGAAAACGCCCGACCCAAAGAUAUGUUUGUCUAGAUCAGCUUUUUUCACAUCUUGACAAAUUUCGACAGAGUUGUUUAUCAAAGGAUAGUCAUAUGGCGGAAGCGUUCUUGGCACGCCCUACUCUACAGGAAGCAUUUACGGCAGCAAGGGCGGCUGAAAAGGUGUCAUCCCUUCGAAUACGCUACAGCGAGCUGUUUGCUGUGAUGGAGAUAUUGAGUGAUGAUAAUGCACAAAGUGCUCGUUCUUUGCGAAGAACCAAAACAUCGAAAAGGAUAACCGAUGUGAGCGACGAGGAAAGCAAAAACUCAAAACGAAAGCGUCAAAAACUGAUAGUUGAUUCUGACAGUGAUUAACCCAAGUGUAUAAAAAAAUGUGAAUACCAACAGCAUUUGAUCUCAUUAUUUCAUAAUAGGGACUAGAGGAAGAGUACGUUAUUGUUUUGGAAGUGGGAAGGGGAUUUCAUCGCCUCACUAUCCUGUUUUCAGCUGUUCGUACGUAAAAUCACCAACCAAAAAAAUUGCAAAUCUUAAUCCAGAUCGGCCUUGAAAUCAACUUCACCAUGUUCUACCUCGUGACUUUACCUCUUUCGUUGAAUCUUAUCUCGAAAGAACAACAGGGAAAAGCUAGUUCAUUUUCUUCCAAAUUUAAAUUCAAA
Messenger RNA from Loa loa (African eye worm), 3381 nucleotides. RefSeq lists its product as hypothetical. NCBI's taxonomy places the organism in Eukaryota, Metazoa, Nematoda, Chromadorea, Rhabditida, Onchocercidae. The record is from RefSeq and is a predicted model, not a curated record. The transcript has 22 exons. The coding region runs from base 47 to 3079 and encodes 1010 amino acids. Gene Ontology annotation, cellular component: cytoplasm.